Messenger RNA from Dibothriocephalus latus, 1161 nucleotides. Lineage: Eukaryota; Metazoa; Platyhelminthes; Cestoda; Diphyllobothriidea; Diphyllobothriidae. The record is from the annotation of a GenBank genome assembly.
AUGGACUUAGUCGCAAUAACUGAUGCCGUAGGUAAAAUGUUGGAUCCUCUAACACCCAACAAUAUUCGUGCCAAAUGCAUUCAGCUGACUGAGGAUUAUAAAGAACACGAUUUUUGUAUUAAUCAUCUUCAAAGUUUUUGUGACGAAAACCAGAGUGCACCGGCUGUGAUAUUUGGAUUGCGAUGUCUUGAACAUCGAGUGAAACGUUCUUGGGCUGAACUAGCUGCUUCCGAAAAACUAGCAAUUAAGGAAAUGGUUUGCAUUUGUGUCUCGAACCUUCACAAACUGAACAGCUAUAACGCCGAGGGCAAUGCGAUUAGUCUUGUACUUACGCAGAUUCUGGUCCAUAUAAUCAAGUGUGAAUGGCCGCAGCAGUGGCCGUCAAUGAUUGAGGAGUUCAGCUCUUUGGGUCACUCAGGCGAAGCUUAUUUUGAACCCGAGGCAGUUCGCAUGAUUCGUGCAGCCCUUCAGUUUCUGAGCGGGUUUUUCGAAUGGGCUCCUAUUGUUUCUUUCAUGGAUUGGAAACCACCCAAAGACUUCCCAUUUACGAUGCAGACUGUGCCUAGCGUCUACUUGAUGCUAAGUCUACUUCGAGUUAACGCAUUUAAAGUUGAAGUCGCCGACCUACUUUCAGUUCUUAUUGUUAAAAAACGUUCACUUUUCACUGGUGCGAAGGACGUCGAAACCACAUCUGUUUACUCGGCCUUCAUCGCCUUUUCGGAAGACCCGGCCUCAGAUCCGGUGACAUUCUUACAUGACACAACAAGAAUUACUUAUUCCAUCGAACAAUAUACACAAGAAUCAGGUGUUUUUUUGCAACGCUGGACUGAGUUCCUUGUCUUUCUCGGUGUCCAAGUUGUCGAGAAUUGGUCUGAGAUUUUAGCCAAACAACCGAAUGCACAAUCUCGUGUCCAAGGCACUUUUGAGCUUCUGUUCCAUGCCGUCCUUCUGACUGCUUCCCAUCCUACUCGUAUUGCCUCUGCGCAAGCGUCGAAAUUUUUCAAGAGCGUCUUGGAGUCUUCGAGCCCUUCUCUGCUUGAGUGUAUCUCAAAGUACAUGCCUCAGCUACUCGAGUUGUGGUCGGAACAUUGCAUAUUGGUACGUCUGUCAGUUUCAAGACAAUCCCUCUUAUACAUCUGUCAAGGAAAAAAAACUUGUUGA